AUGAAAGACACCGAGAUCACACAACCUAUUAUGAACGACGAACAGCUCCAGAUGAAAAGAUAUUUGGAACGGAACGAUGCUGCUCAAUCCGCAUGUUUUAUGUCAGAAUGUGGCGAGCGAUGUCCAAGCGGAACCAACCGCGUCACCGGAAUGUCUGGCUCACAGAGUCUCGUGGGCACAUCGCUCAAUGAGUGCGAUACCGGGCUUGGACGAAACCUGUGUUGCGCAGAUGGCACUAUGCUUGGCACUUGUCAAUGGCGAGGCUAUAGCGGCUUAGGAAUGCCUUGUUUCAGCGGUUGCCCGGUUGACGAGACGGAGCUAAUCCAGAGCAAUCGCUAUCGUGAGGAGGAAUCUUUUGGAGAGUCUGAAUGUCCAGGAAACACUUAUGCCAGUUAUUGUUGUUCUGACUUUCUAGCACCACCUGGCGGGGUCAAUUCUCCAGUAAGCAGCAGCCAGGACGACGACGAUGAUUCUGACGACCCGAUACUGGCUCAAUUUGGAGACCAGGCAAAGGCUCUGGCAGAGGCGGGUGCUGAGCAGGUCGGAUUAGACCUGUUGGCAAAGUCACUUUGUACAGGGAUUGUGACUGGCAUCGAGGUGCUUAUUGAUGCAGCAGAGCUAGAGAUUCCUAUUCUUGGUGAAUUUGCAAUCGGUCUUGAAUCUGUGGUAGAGCUCUUUGCCAACCGAUUUCUUAUCAAAUUAUGCUCCAAGCUGGUCGAAAAGGAGGGGAAAGCGGCAAUCAAGGCCAUUGAGAACAAACUGGAGCCCAAGAGAGUGACGAAGAAGCCGACCCAGACACGACCUCCAAAGUCGCAACAUACACCAGCAAAGACGCGAAACGAGGACCGCGGGUGUAGCAACAAAAGAGCCGAUAAUCCUAACUGUAAAAGACGCAAGAAGUCUAUGCGGACAACAACAGCAAUCUCGGAUGAACUUCACGGACGUACAACGCGUACUAUAACGCUCCGCUGCCCUGAGUACCCUUGGCCAUGUUGGCACUAUUCUUCUGUGAUUAGUGUCAAUCCGGGCCAUGAGUAUGUGACCUGUCCUUACGGCCCUCAGCCAGCGGAAAAGCGCCCGAUAGUGGAUGUAUGGAACGUUGAGCAUGAUCGAUCGCUCGCCGAAAUUGGAGAUUCUUGCGAGGCUGAUGAAUGGCCUCCUCGAAAGUAUAUCGAGGUCAAUGACGGCUAUGAAUUUAUAGAGGGACAUGGGAAGCGGAUUCCAAAGGAUGACAAACAAUUCAUUCGAUUUCUUGACGGGGACAGAAUAGGAAAGCGGGAUCAGCGUUCAGAGGCUGUCCGAAGAAGCACCCAGCAAACGAUGUUUCAACAUCGAUCAGUCUGGAAGCUCCUCGAGUGGCGGGAGGCAACAUGUAUACAGAGUGGACUCAGGUAA
Messenger RNA from Penicillium manginii, 1395 nucleotides. RefSeq lists its product as uncharacterized. NCBI's taxonomy places the organism in Eukaryota, Fungi, Ascomycota, Eurotiomycetes, Eurotiales, Aspergillaceae. The transcript has 2 exons. The record is from RefSeq and is a predicted model, not a curated record. Bases 1 to 1395 code for a protein of 464 amino acids.